UUAUUAUGACAUUGGCAUCAUGUACUUUAUACUACAAUGUUUUUUUUUUUUAUAUAUAGUUUGUGUUGUCUUAAUUUCUGCCCUCCUUUAGCGAUCAAAAUGGCGUGAAAUUGGAUUUUACGCUCUUUUUACCUUUUAACUACCUCAUAAAACCACCUUUGUUUAUCUAUGCGUGUACGUGUGCGUGCCCACGGCAACUUUCCAUUGUGCCCCCAGCAGAGCGUCCAUUAAGGCGCAGACCCUCUCCCUAGUUGCCGGGCGCUAAAGUAAACAAAAGAUUAUUUGACCAACACAAAUAUUUACACCCACUUUCGCUGAGGCGUGCGUAUAUAUACAGUCAGCAUUUUUGCCCAGCGCAGCGCAGCUCACUCACGAUGAUGGCGACGGGCGUCAUGCGCAACUUGCACCUCCGGGUGCCGUCCCCAGUCUAUUUCCCUCUGGAGGAGGAAGAAGAGGAGGAGAGGUGGUCCACAGAUGAAGAUGAAGACGAGACGCUUUCGGAGCCCCGGGUCUUGUCAGACCCGCAGGACGCGACCGAGCGUCUGCUGAGGUUCGCCGAGGUCAUCAGCCGCGACGUCCGCCGCUAUUUCGGCCGGGAUGUCUACGACGAGGGCGCCGCUUCCGACGACAUCAACGGGGGGGGUCCCCGUUACGACGAGCCGCUGAGGCCGCUCGUAUCGGCACGCGAGGAGCACCCCUCCUCGGAGCACCCCUCCUCGGAGCUGGGCCCCCUUGCUGAGCUGUUUGAGUCCCGGGGCAAAGGCCAGGGCCGCCCCAUGAACGCAAGGCACCUGCCGCUCAGUUUCUGGAAUGAGCCGGACCCUCCGGAGCUUCACGAUGGGGACACCCACAUGAAUUUCAGCCUGCACACCCUGGAAAACUCCCAACCGGACUUUAGUGACCUGCUUGCCAAUUGGGACCCCAACCCGGACGACACGGAUGUGCUGCAUUGACCAAAUCUUUUUUGGAUUGUGCCCUUUUAUUAUCACUGUCUGUAAAGAGUCCUAAAAGUGCAAAAAAAGAAUAAAUUUUACAUUUAAAUUUGA
Molecule: messenger RNA, 1046 nt
Organism: Syngnathus typhle (broad-nosed pipefish)
Lineage: Eukaryota; Metazoa; Chordata; Actinopteri; Syngnathiformes; Syngnathidae
Product: protein PERCC1
Exons: 1
Coding region: 375-953 (192 amino acids)
Source: RefSeq, a predicted model, not a curated record